ACAGAGGGUGUGACGCUGGUAUUUGUGUGAACUCCAGCUGGUGAUGCUGAGCUCGGUUCAUCAGCUUUCCCCUCCCUUUCCCUCCCCAGUCCUUCCCACCAGCGCCACAGCAACAUCCUCAGAGUGUGAGAGAACUGCGCCCAGAGCGGGCAUAAAGCCUCUUACUGCCAGCAACCUGCGGCCCGGAGCGGACCGCGAGAACAGAGACAGCACCUCGGCUCCACCAGCCCACGGACAGCCAUGGCGAAAAGCCGCAGGGACAGAAACAGCUGGGGUGGGUUUUCAGAGAAGUCAAGUGAAUGGAGCUCAGAAGAGGAGGAACCAGUGAAAAAGGCAGGUCCUGUCCAAGUACUUAUUGUCAAAGAUGACCAUUCCUUUGAGUUAGAUGAGGCUGCGCUGAACCAGAUCCUUCUCUCCGAGGCCGUCAGAGACAAGGAAGUGGUUGCCGUGUCCGUUGCUGGAGCAUUCAGAAAAGGAAAGUCCUUCCUGAUGGACUUCAUGUUGCGGUACAUGUACAACCAGGAAUCUGUUGAUUGGGUUGGAGAUUACAAUGAACCGUUGACUGGAUUUUCAUGGAGAGGUGGAUCUGAACGAGAAACUACAGGGAUCCAGAUAUGGAGUGAAGUUUUUCUUAUCAACAAACUUGAUGGUAAAAAGGUUGCAGUGUUACUGAUGGAUACUCAGGGAACCUUUGACAGCCAGUCAACUUUGAGAGAUUCGGCCACAGUGUUUGCCCUCAGCACAAUGAUAAGCUCAAUGCAGGUAUACAACCUCUCCCAAAAUGUCCAGGAGGAUGAUCUUCAGCACCUCCAGCUUUUCACUGAGUAUGGCAGGUUGGCAAUGGAAGAAACAUUCCUGAAGCCUUUUCAGAGUCUGAUAUUUCUUGUUCGAGACUGGAGUUUCCCGUAUGAAUUUUCAUAUGGAGCUGAUGGUGGCGCCAAGUUCUUGGAAAAACGUCUCAAGGUCUCAGGGAACCAGCAUGAAGAACUACAGAAUGUCAGAAAGCACAUCCAUUCCUGUUUUACCAACAUUUCCUGUUUUCUCCUACCUCAUCCUGGCUUAAAAGUAGCUACAAACCCAAACUUCGAUGGAAAACUAAAAGAAAUAGAUGAUGAAUUCAUCAAAAACUUGAAAAUACUGAUUCCGUGGCUGCUUAGUCCUGAGAAUCUAGAUAUUAAAGAGAUCAAUGGGAACAAAAUCACCUGCCGUGGUCUGCUGGAGUACUUCAAGGCAUACAUAAAGAUCUAUCAGGGUGAGGAGCUGCCACAUCCCAAGUCCAUGUUGCAGGCCACAGCAGAAGCUAACAAUUUAGCAGCUGUCGCAACUGCCAAGGACACAUACAACAAGAAGAUGGAAGAGGUUUGUGGUGGUGACAAACCAUUUCUGGCCCCUAAUGACCUGCAGACCAAGCACCUGCAGCUAAAAGAAGAAUCUGUGAAGUUAUUCCGAGGAGUGAAGAAGAUGGGUGGGGAAGAAUUCAGCCGGCGAUACCUGCAGCAGCUGGAGAGUGAAAUAGAUGAACUUUACAUCCAGUAUAUAAAGCACAAUGAUAGCAAAAACAUCUUCCAUGCAGCCCGCACCCCAGCCACACUGUUUGUUGUCAUCUUUAUCACGUAUGUGAUUGCUGGGGUGACUGGAUUCAUUGGUUUGGACAUCAUAGCUAGCCUGUGCAACAUGAUCAUGGGACUGACGCUUAUCACCCUGUGCACCUGGGCAUAUAUCCGCUACUCUGGAGAAUAUCGAGAGCUGGGUGCUGUAAUCGACCAGGUAGCUGCAGCCUUGUGGGACCAGGGAAGCACAAAUGAGGCUUUACACAAGCUUUACAGUGCAGCAGCAACCCACAGACACCUGUAUCAUCAAGCUUUUCCUGCACCAAAGUCAGAACCUACUGAACAACCAGAAAAGAAGAAAAUUUAACUUAGAAAAUUGCCGGUGCAUGACCAUUUGUUAGUUAACUAUCAAAGCUUUUGUUCCCAUGCAAACAUUCAAAGUGCUUCCUUCAGACAGAGUGAAAACCAAACACCUGAGGACUUGGACAGUGUAAUUCUUUACUCCAGUGUUUAAUGAGCAGAUGUGUGUAUGCAUGGUUAUCUGUUAACGUACAGUUUCCUGAUUUCUGUCUUUAAAUAUGCUGUUAUCAUUUCAGGUAUUUGUAAAUUUGAGGACAAUAGAUGUGUUUUGCUUGACUUUUCUAAGUUCUGCUCCUGGGUUAUAAUUAAAUAUUGUGUGAUAUUA
Molecule: messenger RNA, 2235 nt
Organism: Meriones unguiculatus (Mongolian gerbil)
Lineage: Eukaryota; Metazoa; Chordata; Mammalia; Rodentia; Muridae
Gene: Atl1
Product: atlastin GTPase 1
Exons: 14
Coding region: 241-1917 (558 amino acids)
Biological process (GO): protein homooligomerization; endoplasmic reticulum organization
Molecular function (GO): GTPase activity; GTP binding
Source: RefSeq, a predicted model, not a curated record